Messenger RNA from Mauremys mutica (yellowpond turtle), 1312 nucleotides. RefSeq names its product developing brain homeobox 1 (gene DBX1). Gene Ontology annotation, molecular function: DNA binding; DNA-binding transcription factor activity, RNA polymerase II-specific. The record is from RefSeq and is a predicted model, not a curated record. Gene Ontology annotation, biological process: regulation of transcription by RNA polymerase II; cell differentiation in spinal cord. The transcript has 4 exons. NCBI's taxonomy places the organism in Eukaryota, Metazoa, Chordata, Testudines, Geoemydidae. The coding region runs from base 225 to 1277 and encodes 350 amino acids.
UGAAGCUCAAGUGGAGAACUUUGUUGAACCCCUUUGUUCGAGCUGUCACUUUUGAAAGAGCUUUAGCAGGGCUGACCACUAUAAAACCCAUCAUCCAGGAGGAAGGGCAAAGAGAACCCUGCCAGACUUACUAGUUGGAUCUUUACUAAAGAGGUUUGCAAAGCAGAAAAAAAAUACCAAGCCAGGUUCCUUGGUCCCUGAAAAGUGUUUGCUCAGCCUCUGCGAUGAUGUUCCCAAGUCUCAUAGCUCCUCCGGCUGUGUACCCGAGUCUCCUGCGGCCAACUCCUACUUUAACUUUGCCUCAGUCUCUGCAGUCAGCCUUUUCUAGCCAUUCUAGCUUCUUGGUGGAAGAUUUGAUCAGGAUCAGCAGGCCUGCCAGUUACCUGCCUAGGAACGGCCCUCCGCCUAGCAUGUCCCCUCCAGCCUCCGGGACCAGCACAGCCAGGACAGACACUGUGACAUCAGACCUCGUCAGCUGCAACACCUCUAGCGCUAGGAGGGUCUGUUCCCCGCAGACUUCAGUCUCAGCCAAUAACGAUUCCACUUUCCUGAAGUUUGGGGUCAACGCCAUCCUCUCGUCCACUCCUAGAGCUGAAACCUCCCCUGCGUUGCUUCCGAGUGUCCCUCCAAAGACAUUCUCCUUUCCAUACUUUGAAGGAUCCUUCCAGCCUUUUAUCAGAUCUUCUUAUUUCCCAGCGUCCUCCUCGGUGGUGCCUAUCCCUGGCACUUUCUCCUGGCCCCUGGCUGCUAGAGGAAAGCCCCGCAGAGGGAUGCUUCGCAGGGCAGUCUUCUCCGACGUGCAACGCAAAGCUCUGGAGAAAAUGUUUCAGAAGCAGAAGUACAUCAGCAAACCAGACAGGAAAAAGCUGGCAGCCAAACUGGGGCUCAAAGACUCGCAGGUGAAGAUCUGGUUCCAGAACAGAAGGAUGAAGUGGAGGAACUCCAAAGAGAGAGAGCUCCUCUCCUCCGGGGGCUGCAGGGAACAAACCUUACCCACCAAGUUCAACCCUCACCCAGACCUCAGCGACGUGGGCAAGAAAUGUUCGGAGGAGGAGGAGGAGGAGGAGGAAGUGUCCCCUCUGUGCCCAGCCAGCCCUCAGCACACCCUGACCUAUCACCAGCCCCCCGAGUACCUGCACUUGAGGGACAGACUGGACUCCCAGAUGCCCCCCUCUCCAUCCCACUCCAGCAGCCCCAGCAAACCUUCAGACUUCUCAGACUCGGAGGAAGAGGAUGAUGAGGGGGAAGAGGAGGAGGAGGAGAUCACAGUCUCUUAGAUCUCCUGCCUGCCCCCACCACAACAGGGGACGUU